AUGGCUGGUUCAUGGAUCAUAAGUGGUUGCGUGUACAUUGCACCACUGAAAGCACUGGUACGCGAACGUGUCAGAGACUGGAAUGAACGUUUGCAAAGGCUUAAUAUCAGGGCGGUUGAGCUCACCGGUGAUAGCACACCAGAUAUUCGUAUCUUGCGGUCGGCCAAAGUAGUCAUUACAACUCCGGAAAAGUGGGAUGGCAUAACGCGAAGCUGGGAAAUCCGUCAAUACGUGAAAGAUGUGGCGCUUGUUAUUAUCGAUGAGAUUCACCUAUUAGGGGUUGAAAGAGGCGCAGUUUUAGAGGCAAUCGUCACGAGGUUAAAAUUGAUGGCAGCAAAGCAGAAAUCAAAGGAUCCCGUCCGAAUAAUUGGUCUUUCAACGGCACUUGCAAAUGCUGGCGAUGUAGCUGAAUGGCUUGAU
Messenger RNA from Gongylonema pulchrum, 420 nucleotides. Lineage: Eukaryota; Metazoa; Nematoda; Chromadorea; Rhabditida; Gongylonematidae. The record is from the annotation of a GenBank genome assembly.